This is a messenger RNA of Perca flavescens (yellow perch), 1595 nucleotides long. Its product is annotated as major histocompatibility complex class I-related gene protein-like. Gene Ontology annotation, biological process: immune response. The coding region runs from base 395 to 1432 and encodes 345 amino acids. The transcript is spliced from 7 exons. Lineage: Eukaryota; Metazoa; Chordata; Actinopteri; Perciformes; Percidae. Gene Ontology annotation, cellular component: external side of plasma membrane. The record is from RefSeq and is a predicted model, not a curated record.
GCUCGCAUGAACUCGGAGAGAAACUGCCACAAAAGUAUUGAUCUCAUCACGACAGUAUCGAUACUUGGUAUGGAUACUGUCGAUAUUUAGAUCGAUACGCCCAGCCCUACCAGACAUAACUACCCCAAAACAAUAUUUUCAAGUUUGACUCAUUAAUUUAGCAGUUACAGUGGGGUCACGUAUUCUGACGGCUGCUACUGUAGGCUACUUAUAAUAUAUGGUGACCUCAGAGGUACUGGCUCUGUUUUGCUCGUUUUGAUGAAAGUGAGUUUGUACCUCGUUGUUUCCCUCAGCACUCGUUUGUGAUUUAAUCCCGGAUGUUCGAAUCUGUUUUCUUUCUAACUUUACCGAAAUCCAGCUCUGUCCUCAAACACGUCUUUACAGGGCUAACAAGAUGAAAAUCUUCCUGUUGUUGCUUCUCUUCUGUCACGUCUCAUCUCCAGUGAAACACUCACUCAAGUUUUUCCUCACUGGAUCUUCUGGAGUCCCAAACUUCCCAGAGAUUGUGGCUGCUGGAGUGGUGGAUGAAGUUCUGAUUGGUUACUGCGACACCAAGAUAAAGAUAGUAGAACCCAAACAGGACUGGAUUAAAAGAAGUUUAGAAAACCAUCCUCAGCAGUUGGAGUGGUACACUCAAACAUGUUUGGAGAUUGAGCCAAACUUCUUCAAAGCUAAAAUAGAUAACUUCAAGCAACGCUUCAACAAAAGUGGAGGUGUCCACAUUUUCCAGGAGAUGAGUGGUUGUGAGUGGGACGAUGAGACUGGAGAGGUCAAUGGUUUUAAUCAGUAUGGUUAUGAUGGAGAAGACUUCCUAGCAUUGGACAUGAAGACAGAGACAUGGAUCGCUGCAAAACCACAGGCUGUCAUCAUCAAACAAAGAUGGGAUGCAGACAAAUCUAGAAUAAAACACAAUGAGAUUUACCUCACAAAGAUGUGUCCUGAAUGGCUGAAGAAGUAUGUGGACUACGGAAAGAUCUCUCUGCUGAGAAAAGAUCUUCCCUCAGUGUCUCUCCUCCAGAAGUCUCCCUCCUCUCCAGUCAGCUGCCACGCUGCAGGUUUCUACCCUGACAGAGCCAUGAUGUUCUGGAGGAAAGAUGGAGAGGAGCUUCAUGAGGACGUGGACCUCGGAGAGAUCCUCCCCAACCACGAUGGAUCCUUCCAGAUGAGUGUUGACCUGGACCUUUCAUCAGUCCCAGCUGAAGACUGGAGGAGGUACGACUGUGUGUUUCAUCUCUCUGGUGUGGAGGACGACAUCGUCACCAAACUGGACAAAGCAGAGAUCAGGACCAACAGAGUUGGUCCCCCAGAGUUCCCUGCUGGUGCUGCUGUUGGAGUUGCUGUAGGACUGCUGCUGCUGCUGCUGGCACUCUGCAUCUCUGGACUCUUCAUCUGGAGAAGGAACAAUAAUGGCUUCCGGCCUGCUAACAGGUGACAGUGAAGAUUAGAAGAGGAUGCUGAAGUCCACUGAGUGAAGAGUCAACAAAAUCUCGACAGUCCCUGCGUUCCAGUACUACCGUACUAUUUAGUAUGUUAGAAAAAAGAUUUAGUACAUCCCAGUAUGUCCAAUGCAGUUUGCCAAAAAAUACCGGAGGCCU